UAUGGUACGAAUGAGCGUGAAACGGGGACGUGAGCGGAUCGCUAGUUCGAGGAGGGAGGGAACUAUCUUGCUGUCAAGCGGCUACUCUUGGGCUACUCCCUGGCAGGGCUCUGCCGUCUCCUGUGAUACUACAGUACUGCUGCACACAAACAGUGACACAAUGCUCGAGUGGCCGGACCGAUAACUUCCCCACUCUUUUACACUGUGACACGAUGAUGCCUUUCGACUCUUGAGUCUCCAGCUCGGCCCAACCAUGAGAGGCAUCCUGAAGAGGAAGUUUGAAGAGCUGGAUGAUCAUCCCUGCUGCUACUCCUCCUCCUCCUCCUCCUCCUCGCUCUCCUCCCCUGCAUCCUCUGAGUGGGAGUCUGAUGGAGAGAGCAGCCCAUCUGACCUGAACCCGGACUUCACCCCUCACAGUCCUCCUCCACCCACAAGUGAACCCAUUCGCUCCAUCGUGAAGAGGCCGCGGCUGACGCUGCACCAGAGCAAUGUGCACUUUGACCUGGUGACGGUCUUCAGCUUCCCACGUUGCCAGGGCUUCAGCAGCGUCCCCAGCCAUGGUGGCAGCAGCCUGGGCAUGGCACGGAGACACUGCGCCCUCCAGAGGUACACAGUGGCCCAGCAUGCUGCGGAGCGGCAGCGCCGGCGUGCGCAGAAGCUGCAGGAGCGAGUGCGAGAGGAACGGCUGGAGGCUUUCAAACAAAAACUGAUCUGCAGUGGCGCCAUUGAUCAGCGUGAAGCCUGCAGACUCACCGUGGACCACCUGCCGGAGGAAGACGCCAACAGGGCAGCUGGUGAAGCCGAGCUGAGGGGGGGCGGCUCGCUCGUGCCGUACUCUUCCAGGCAGCGCCAGGCUGUUCUCCUGGCAGCUGGCGUGAAGCGCAUCGACAAGGAGGAGAAGAGACAACUUCAUGCUCUGCGUCUCAGUAGAGAGGACUGUGGCUGCGACUGCCAGGGCUUCUGUGAGCCGGAGACCUGCGCCUGCAGUCUGGCUGGGAUCAAGUGUCAGGUGGACCGCUUCAACUUUCCCUGCGGCUGCUCCAAGGAUGGCUGUGGAAACACAGAGGGUUACGUCGAGUUCGACGCCAGGCGAGUACGGACUCACUACAUCCACACCAUCAUGAGGCUGGAACUGGAAAGGACAGUCCAAGACAAAGGUCGAGGGGUCGAGACACGAUCUCCGGAAGACCUUGUGGAGUGUGAAGAGCUGUGUGAAACCACACUGGUCGACGAUGAGCCGGUCAAGAACUGUCCCUUCGGGUUUAGCCAGGAAGAAACAGGGCUCCCUCUCACGAUGCCUGCUGUCACGCCGUUCACCUUCAGCCCGGAGCAGUCAGCGAUGGAGGAGAACAGCUGCAGCAGCAACAUGACCGAGUCGUCCUGCUCCGACUCGGAGACAGCGGCACAUUCCCUCACCUCGUGUGGCCCUAGCAACGACACCUUCAAGCGCGGCCUGCUGCCUCACAGACCGGACUCACCUAUGCCGCACAGCCUCACAUCAGACUGUACGACUCCGUUCCCUGCCAACACCUUGGUAGAAAACCACAGGACUUCAGGUUACGUGGAUGAAAAUGCAAACCCAGCGCGGGGCCUCUUCGAAGAAGAGUCUCUGGAGUGUCUCUCCAGUGCCCCCUCCCCCACUCUGGACUACUGCAGGUACAUCGAUCCCAGCCUCUCCUCUGACUCUGACCUUGAGUUCUUUGACAGCGACUACCCUUCUGGACCACUGCACAGCUCCUUCAAAGCUCCCAGACUCCCCGACAGCCUCCAUCAGCUGCAGUUGUUCAGCUCGGUGGUCCUGCCGCACUACGAGUCCAGCACCUUCCUGCUGGAGUCGCUCAUAUCUGACUGAGCCCAGCACAGUCAGCGGUUUUAUAUUCACAACAGACACAUCAAGACUGAUGUACAUAGCUCCUAUCUAAAUAUAUUUUUAUGAGUAAAUAUGCAGUCCGGUUAUUAUUACUUGACAUCUCAACAGAAAAGACUUUGACAAAACCACUCUUGAGGACUGAUGUUUGCCUUUCAUGUGUAAAUGUAUUUAUUUCAGAGAGUACUCAGAUACACAGCAGGUAAAGGGCCCAUGUUUAAAUUCACAUGCUUUAUGUUACUGUCUGGAUGAAUGAUAUUAUUUAACAAUGAAUCGUUCUUCUUUAUGUAUGUUCUGUGACUAAGAAGUAAACUUAAGAUUUUAUUUAUUAAA
Molecule: messenger RNA, 2200 nt
Organism: Synchiropus splendidus (mandarinfish)
Lineage: Eukaryota; Metazoa; Chordata; Actinopteri; Syngnathiformes; Callionymidae
Product: cysteine/serine-rich nuclear protein 1-like
Exons: 5
Coding region: 254-1852 (532 amino acids)
Biological process (GO): regulation of transcription by RNA polymerase II
Cellular component (GO): nucleus
Molecular function (GO): sequence-specific DNA binding; DNA-binding transcription factor activity, RNA polymerase II-specific
Source: RefSeq, a predicted model, not a curated record